CGCCUAGGUGCCUACUUACCUACUGCUGGGCUUCCUUCCUUCCUUCUUUCUUUCUUUCUUUGCGUCGCUUUGCGCGCGGUUGCGGAUGCUGAGGUCCUAAAUACCUACCUACCUGGGGGCUCUGGCGCGGGGUGUGGGUGUGGGUGUGGGUGGGGGGAAAUGUAGAUAUGAAUGCUUGUUUCUCUGUCUGUCUGUCUGGCUGUCUGUCUGGUUUUCUUUGCUGGGUGCUGAUGGUUGUUGUUGGUGCUGGUGGUGGUUGCGCUCUACCUGCCUGCCUGCCUGCCUGCCUGCCUGUCUGGGUUGGGCGCCGCGGCUUAUUCCGCUUAAUCUUAAUGGCUCUGGCUGCUUUGUGCUUGCUUACCUGUCUACCUAUCUAUCGGUAUGUCAGUUUAUCUGCCUGCUUAAUCACCGAUUCGGUUGGUCUGCCUGUCUGUUAGGCUGUCAGCCGGUCAGCCAGCCUAACGCCUCGUCCG
Messenger RNA from Aplosporella prunicola CBS 121167, 473 nucleotides. RefSeq lists its product as uncharacterized. NCBI's taxonomy places the organism in Eukaryota, Fungi, Ascomycota, Dothideomycetes, Botryosphaeriales, Aplosporellaceae. The transcript has a single exon. The coding region runs from base 168 to 437 and encodes 89 amino acids. The record is from RefSeq and is a predicted model, not a curated record.